Dentiscutata erythropus is the source of this 988-nucleotide messenger RNA. Lineage: Eukaryota; Fungi; Glomeromycota; Glomeromycetes; Diversisporales; Gigasporaceae. The record is from the annotation of a GenBank genome assembly.
ACAAAAUGUCUUUAGUAAACGCAAAGAUAAAACCACACUUACUAAUAAACAAAGACAAGAUAUCAUUACAUAUAAAAGUAAACAUCCUAAUAUUAGCAAUGUUGAACUCGUAGACUGGGUAAAGAAAGAAUUUAAACUUGAUGUUCAUCCAAGUACUAUUGGAUGCCUAAUAAAAAAUAAAGAAGAUAUUGAAAAAAAAGCAAAAACUUUUGCUCAAAUGUUAGAAAUACCCAAUUUUAAGUUCUUACAAAGCUGGCUAUACAAGUUUAAAAAAAGACACAAAUUAGGAUGGGUAAAAAAGCAUGAAGAAGAUGUCUCGAUGGAUGAUACUAAAAAAAAAAAAGAUUUAGAGCAGUUAAUCUUAGCACUUUGUGCUAAUGCUGAUGGUACAGAUAAAAUAAAAAUAUUUGUAAUUGGUGUAAAUCGUAAUGGACUUGGUAUUAAAUAUGAUGCAAGUCAUAAAGCAUGGAUAACAACGAUUUUGUUUCAAAAGUGGCUUAAGGAAUUUGACUUGAAGAUGGCUGGCCGUAAGAUAAUUCUUUUAUUAGAUAGUGCAAAAUUACUUGACAAAUAUAAAGCUGAAAAAUAUGAAAAAAUAAAUGUUCUUGAUGCCAUAAGGUUUAUUGCUCGAGCAUGGAGAGAAGUAACACCAGAAACAAUAUGUAACUGUUUUCAAUAUACAGGAAUUUUUCCAGAUACCCAAGAUAAUGAAGAAUCCUUCGAAUAUAUCAAUUACCCAGAAGAAAAGGAUAUAUAUGAAGUAUUGAGCGAUAAAGAAAUUUUGGAUCUGGCCACCAAUCUUGAACCUGAGAAUAAAAGUGCUAAAGAUAAUAACAGUACAGAAAUGCGUCAAAUCAGUCAUCAAGAAGCAUUAAACGCAGUAGAAAUACUUGAACAAUAUAUUGUGCAGAAUGAUUUUAGUGAAAUAAUCCAAGCUAAACAUGACGAAGCUUUAUUAAAAUUGCAAAAAGAAAUAAGGAAGCUUUGA